Symphalangus syndactylus (siamang) is the source of this 4249-nucleotide messenger RNA. It is a transcript of the gene RBMXL3, whose product is annotated as RBMX like 3. NCBI's taxonomy places the organism in Eukaryota, Metazoa, Chordata, Mammalia, Primates, Hylobatidae. Gene Ontology annotation, molecular function: RNA binding. The record is from RefSeq and is a predicted model, not a curated record.
CCACCAAUGUUACCAACAACCACCAUAUCAAUAACCAUUCCAUAUGUCUGGAAAGAUCAUUUUCCUUUGGCUUAGAAGACUACACUUCUGGGAUCUCUUCCUACCUCUCUGGCUACUUCUUAUUUUCUAUUCCUAGGUUUUCCUCUACCUGCAUCAUAGACGUUGGUGUUCCCAAGAACUAUGACGUAAGGUACUCUUCCUUCUUGAGACAUACACCCCCCAACCGGUAGGAGCCGCCCUCCACGAGAGGGCUCGAAGGCCGCGACUGAGUUGCUGUGUCAUCACUUCCCACUUCCUCUGACCCACCAUUCGGCAGGCAGACAUGAUGGAAGCGGAUCGCCCAGAGAAGCUUUUCGUUGCGGGCCUCAACCUCAAAACCGACGAGAAAGCCCUCAAGGCCGAGUUUGGCAAGUAUGGCCGCAUCAUCGAGGUGUUCCUGAUGAAAGACCGAGAAACCAACAAGUCGAGGGGCUUCGCGUUCAUCAUCUUUGAAAGCCCUGCAGACGCCAACGCCGCCGCCAGAGAUAUGAACGGCAAGUACCUAGAUGGUAAGGCCAUCAAGGUGGCCCUGGCCAUCAAACCAGCAUUCAAGAGCAGCCGGUGGGUCCCGCCAAUCCCUGGCAGCGGCGGUCGCUCGAGGUUCUCACACGGAACCAGUGGGGGUGGCAGCAGCCCACAGCAAUCCCCCUCUCGGGGCGGGCCCGAUGAUGGCCGCGGCUACGCGGGGUAUUUCGACCUGCGGCCCUACAGGGCCCUGAUGCCCAGGAAGCGCGGGCCGUCGUGGCACUGGGCCAGCCCACCCCACAAGAGGGCCGCGCCGUCGAGCCUGGCUCACAGCGUUGGCGGUGGAAUGCGCGGGAAGGCACCGACCAUGUCGGGGAGAGAUGGCUACUCAGGCUUGCAGCCACCGCACUGGGCCGGCGCACCCCGCAAGAGGGCUGUGCCCCCGUCGAGCCUGGCUCACAUUGGCGGCAAUGGAAUGCCUGGGAAGGCCCCGGCCCUGUGGGGGCAAGAUGGCUACUCUGGCCCACCGGUCCGGGAGCCGCUGCCCCCAUGCCGCGACCCUGGGGAUUUUGUCCCCGCGCUCAGAGAGUACAGCCGCCGCUAUUAUGGCCACUCCAGUGUCCCCGACUACCGUCCCUUGGGAGGCGAUGGCAACCAAAAUGGCUACAGGGGUCGCGACCAUGACUACGCAGGUCAUCCCAGCAAAGGCUCCUACCCAGAGCCCCUCGAGAGCUACGGAGGCCCAUGCGGCGCUGCCCCUGGGUGGUGGACACCGCCAUCUUAUGGAGGAGGAUGCCGCUACGAGGAGUAUCAGGGCCACUCGCCUGAUGCCUACAGCGGGGGCCGCUCGUACGAGGCCUUGCCCGUCGCCUUGCCAGACGCCUCCAGCGGGGACCGCUCGCCCAAAGCCUAUAGCGGGGGCCGCGGCGGUUCCAGUAACGGUUAUGGCCGGAGCGACCACUACGGAGAAGGCCGCCACAAGGAGUACAGAGGCUACUCACUCGAGGCCAACAGCGGAGGCCACUCGCCCGACACCUACAGCGGGGGCCACGACAGUUCCAGCCGGAGCAACCGCUACGGAGGAGGAGGCCACUACGAGGAGUACCAAGGCCGCUCCCUCGAUGCCAACAGCGGAGGCCACUGGCCGGACGCCUACAGCGGGGGCCACGACAGUUCCAGCCAGAGCAACCACUACGGAGGAGGAGGCCGCUACAAGGAGUACCGAGGCCGCUCGCUAGAUGCUAACAGCGGAAGAUACUCACCCGACGCCUACAGCGGGGGCCAUGACAGUUCCAGCUGGAGAGACUUCUACGGAGGAGGAGGCCUCUCCAAGGAGAACCGAGGCCACUCUCUGGAUGCCAACAGCAGAGGCUGCUCGCCCGACGCCCACAGCGGGGGCCACAACAGUUACAGCCAGAGCCACCUCUACGGAGGAGGAGCCCACAGCAGGGGCUGCUCCACCAAUGCCCACGGUGGGGGCCACUCCGACGACGCCUACAGCGGGGGCCAUGACAGUUCCAGCCGGAGCGACCGCUAUGGAGGAGGAGGCUGUUAUAAGGAGUACCGAGGCCACUUGCUGGAUGCCAACAGCGGAGGCUGCUCGCCCGACGCCUACAGCAGGGGCCACGACAGUUCCAGCUGGAACAACUGCUAUGGAGGAGGAGGCCGCUACGACAACAGAGGCCACUCUCUGGAUGCCAACAGUGGAGGCCACUCGCCAGAUGCCCACAGUGGGGGCCGCAACAUUUCCAGCAACAGUUACGGCCAGAGCCACCGCUAUGGAGGAGGCCGCCAUGAGUAUCAAGGCCACUCGCACGAAGCCCACAGCGGGGGCCACUCCACUGAUGCCUACAGCGGGGGCCACGACAGUUCCAGCUGGAGUGACCACUACAGAGGAGGAGACCGCUACGAGGAGUACCGAGGCUGCUCACUCGAUGCCAACAGCGGAGGCCACUCCGCCGAUGCCUACAGCGGGGGCCACGACAGUUCCAGCUGGAGCGACCGCUACAGAGGAGGAGGCCGCUACGAGGAGUACCAAGGCUGCUCACUUGAUGCCAACAGCGGAGGCCACUCGCCCGACACCUACAGCGGGGGCCACGACAGUUCCACCUGGAGCCAGUGCUAUGGAGGAGGAGACUGCUACGAGGAGAACCAAGGCCACUCUCUCGAUGCCAACAGCGGAGGCCACUCACCCGAGGCCUACAGCGGGGGCCGCGACAGUUCCAGCAACAGUUACGAGCAGAGCCACUGCUAUGAAGGAGAAGGCUACUACGAAGAGUACCGAGGCCCCUCGCCUGAUGCCUACAGUGGAGGCCGCGACAGUUCCAUGAAGAGUUAUGGCCUGAGCGACUGCUACGGAGGAGGAGGCCGCUACGAGGAGUACCGAGGCAGCUUGCCCGACACCUACAGUGGCGGCCGCAACAGAUCCAGCAACAGUUACGGCCGGAGCGACCACUACUCGAGGGGCCAAGACCGGGUAGGCAGACCGGAUUGUGGGCUCCCUCUGCCCAUGGAAAGGGGCAGCCCUCCCCUGCAUGAUUCUUACAGCCGGUCGGGCUGCAGGGUGCCCAGGGGCGGAGGCCGUCAAGGAGACCGCUUGGAGAGGGGGGAAGGCCGGAGCAGAUACUAAGCAGGAACAGACUUGGGAGCAAAAAUCCCUUUUCAAAGAAAGUAACAAAAAGAAGAACCUGUUCUAUGUUAACUACCCAAGGACUAGUAUAAGUAGGAGUUGUUUUUACCUUUUAAGAAUUUCCUGUUAAGAUCUCCAUUUUUAUGCUUUUGUGAGGAAAAACUUAAAAUUUAUUUAGUUUGAAAUUGUUAAUGUUUGUUUCAACAAGUUCAUGUUAAAAGUAUAAGAUAUGAACCUGAGUCUUAGUCUUCUUCUAUUUACAAGUUGAAAUACGAUUAAUGGCUUCUUCCCUUGUAAAUGUUCCUGAUAAAUGAGGCAAACAGUUCUAAGAUCUUUCAUAAACAUCUGCGCACCUAAAAUGGAAAAAUGGAUCAUUCUGCUAAUUUAAACCAACUAGGUUGUGGGUGGAGAGUGGGAGGGAUUGGUGUAUACUACUCUUAAGAUUUCAGGGUGUCUUUCAAACUGAAUCUCCGUGUUCCCAGUAUUAAAAACCAAACAACCAACAACAACAACAACAAAAAUGAUUUAGAUCAAAUGUUUAUGAAAAUAAAUUAUGUUCACUCAGUAAAUCUGAAAAGUAAAUGGAAAAAAAAAGAUAUACACUCUACUGGGUGAUUUCAUCCAACCUAGAUCCAAAUUAUAUUUACAUACUGAUGAAUUGCAAAUUAAGGGUAUGACUAAAAGCCUAUGUUCUGAUCUUCAGGACUUCACCUUGAUAUCUCUCAGGCACCUCAAAUUCUACAAAUAUGAAAUCUGAAAUGAAGAUCUUUUCCCACACUUCUGUUUUGUUUUUGUUUUUGUUUUUUGUUUUUUGUUCUCAUCUCAAUGUCAACAACAACUUCCUGGUGAGUUGCUCAAGCCAGAAACCUGGUAUUCAUCCUUGAUUCAUUCCUCUCCUAAAUUAUUGCAAGUACACACAAAUAUACUUCCAUUCAUUUAAAUUUUCACAAAAAUUAAAUCAUGGAAUUGUUAUAACCAUUACUCCUAUUAAGGGUUUACUUGUUAAAUGAAAUUUUGAAAAAUACUUAGGACAUUACAGCAGUGGGUUGAAAAAUAAAUACUCUAGAAGAGAGUUGCUCAACCCCACCACUGUGGACCUUUUGGACUGGAUAACCA